AAGACGUUUCUUGAAGCCUAGGUUAGAAUUCCAUGACUCGUUGAAAACCCAAACCCAAGUGAAAGAAGGUCACUCCAACAAAAAAAACCUCUCUCUCUCUCGGAUACAAUAAACAGUGACGACACCCAAUUAAGCGUGACAGUGAGAAUCUCCGAUCCGAUCAAGCUCCAAAAAAAUGGCGAAAUCUUGUGUAGAUUUACCUGCUAAAGGUGGAUUCAGUUUCGAUCUUUGCAAAAGAAACGCUAUGUUAUCAGACAGGGGUCUCAAGCUUCCUCCUUUUAGAAAAACUGGAACUACCAUUGUGGGUUUAGUUUUUCAGGAUGGUGUCAUUCUUGGAGCUGAUACAAGAGCGACAGAGGGACCCAUAGUUUGUGAUAAGAAUUGCGAAAAAAUACACUACAUGGCACCCAACAUAUAUUGCUGUGGAGCAGGAACUGCUGCUGAUACAGAAGCAGUAACAGACAUGGUCAGCUCACAGCUGCAAUUACAUCGUUACCAUACUGGCCGAGAAUCGAGGGUUGUUACAGCGCUCACUCUUCUUAAGAAGCAUCUUUUCAACUACCAAGGUCAUGUCUCGGCUGCUUUGGUUCUUGGUGGGGUUGACUGCACUGGGCCUCAUUUACACACUAUAUAUCCCCAUGGGUCAACUGACACUUUGCCAUUUGCUACAAUGGGUUCUGGUUCUCUUGCUGCAAUGGCUGUUUUUGAAUCAAAGUACAAAGAAGGCCUUAGUAGAGAUGAAGGAAUUAAGCUUGUGAGUGAGGCUAUAUGCUCUGGCAUAUUCAAUGACUUGGGAAGUGGAAGCAAUGUUGAUGUUUGUGUUAUAACAAAGGGGCACAAGGAAUACUUGAGGAACCACAUGUUGCCAAAUCCUCGCACCUAUGUCACUGAACGAGGGUACUCUUUUCCAAAGAAGACUGAGGUUCUCAUGACAAAGAUUACUCCCCUGUGGGAGACGGUUGAAGUGAUUGAAGGAGGUGAUGCAAUGGAAGAAGAGUAAAUAAUCAUAGCAAUCAAGAGGGACACAGUAGAGACUUUUCCAACUCCUGUAUGGUCUUUGUGAUCACUGGGAUGGAUGUCCUUGAUAAUGUCCAGUUUCGAAACCUCAUUGACUUUAUAUUGAAAUGUUUCUGGGCUUGGCUUCAUGCUACACUCCUGGAGAGUUGCUGUUUUGUAAUUUAUGUUUUUUUUUUUUAAUUAUUGCUCUAACUCUUUGAAUGCAAUUGCAACCUCCUUUGCUCGUCUCA
This is a messenger RNA of Populus euphratica (Euphrates poplar), 1247 nucleotides long. RefSeq names its product proteasome subunit beta type-7-B. The record is from RefSeq and is a predicted model, not a curated record. The transcript has 8 exons. Gene Ontology annotation, cellular component: cytoplasm; proteasome core complex. Gene Ontology annotation, molecular function: threonine-type endopeptidase activity. Lineage: Eukaryota; Viridiplantae; Streptophyta; Magnoliopsida; Malpighiales; Salicaceae. Bases 176 to 1000 code for a protein of 274 amino acids.